Messenger RNA from Lingula anatina, 1281 nucleotides. Its product is annotated as protein DGCR6. The record is from RefSeq and is a predicted model, not a curated record. Lineage: Eukaryota; Metazoa; Brachiopoda; Lingulata; Lingulida; Lingulidae.
CCGAGAAUAGUCUGUCUGUGUGUCAAAACUUCCGGAUUACUACUUCCGGAAAAAUAAUGCUUCUCACAAUGUCGUGAUAUAAUAUUCGAGGUUUCGUUUGAUUCAAUUAUGUAGAAAGGUUGAGAGGUGUGAUCUACUGGUUUGGUGUUUGAACUUGCGUAAUGGAGGCGGAUAUUGCCAAAAAGGAGCAGACACAAAAGCGGCAUUACUUUUAUCUGAAUGAACUGCAGUCUAUGGCCAGAGAAUUACCAGGGAAGCAUCAGCAGCGGCUGUCAUAUGAUCUUUUGUCUCACUUGGCAAAUGCUCUUCUGGACGGCACCGUAUUUGCCAUAGUCAGCAGUCUCAAAGAAGUUCAACAGCUGGAAGAGCGGAACCUAUUUAAUCGUAGAGUUAAGAUGUUAAACGAGCAUGCAGCUAAAAAACAAGAGUUGAUGAAGAAACAAAGUGAAGCUAUUCAGAGCUGCCGAUCAAAGCCACAUAGCCUUCCCCUUGUGCAAGCUGAAUAUGAGGCACAGUGGAGUGAACUUGAGUCAAACUACAGUGAUGAACUGAAACGCCAGGACAUGCGCAUCAUCUUAGAGCUGGACCAGAAGAUGUUAGAUCAGCAGUCCACCUUGGAGAAAGCAGGAGUUCCUGGCUUCUGUGUGACAAACAAUCCUCUAGAGGUCAGGAUCCAAAUGUACCUGCUAGACUUUAUCAACAGGAUCAGUGAAAUGCAGGUGCCUGACUGAAAAAUAUACUGGAAUGAUGCUCAUUUGUUAUAAUUCUAGGAAGUGAUCACCACAGCUGAGUCAGUGCUGUGUAUAUGUACUCACUGCAGCAAGUGAGGUGUAUGUUCACUUAGGUUUGUCACUGGCAAGAGGUGUCAGUAUGUGUCAAAUUGGAGCACAUACACGUACCAGUGGUGUCAUGUUUAAUCAGGUGGCUGUCAUAACUUCAUAUGACCAACAAAUGCCAUGUUCAAUCAACAGAGCAGUUUCUCAGCCUCAGAUAAGAUUCAUUCAUGGUAUUGUCAAGUUAGCUGAAGCUUUCAAGAAGUUGGUGCCUUGUGAUGGCACAAUAUACAUGCUUGAUACAGCCACGAGUUCCUUUCUGUAUGUGUAAAAGUUGAGCAUAAAGGAUUGUUAUCCAUUUGAGAAACUCUUUCACUGAUUAAGGCAAAUGUGUUGGCAGCAGAAAUAUUGUUAUAAUGCUUGCAAAAUGUACCGAUAGAUAGCCUUUACCAGGGCCCAGUCAAAAAAAUGGUAGCAAUAAAAGUGAAGCGGUCAUCCAUUUUCAUCA